GCAGCGUCGCUCGCUGUCAUUCCUCAUCCAAUUAAAUUACUACAUACUGUAUAAAACGCGAGUGAGUGUGUGUGAACUGUACUAACUUGAGUGUUAUACCCUCCCUGUUGAACUGUUCAGUCAAGGUCAUCAUUUGGCAAUUUGACACCUGUUGUUUGUAUACUAUAUGUACACAACAGUUUAAAACUGCCGUGAACCAGAAAUGUGUUUUAACAAGAAUCUCAUAAAGUUGGCAGACUACUUCCGAUUACAUCUUGAAGAUUCACGUUGAUGGGAAAACACAACAUAUACAAGAUGAUCUGCUAUAGAAAAAUUAUGUUCACAAAACUAUUGCUGUGCUUUUUCGUGUCUAGUGUAUGGAGCAGGUCAUGGGCGAACCACCAUGACACGACAACAUCAACCACUCAAACGACACCUACCACUAGUCAAGCUCCAAAGAAUUUUCAUAAUGAUCCCCUUAUUGUGGAAACAAAAAGUGGACUCAUCAGAGGCUACGCUAAGACUGUAAUGGGACGUGAAGUGCAUAUCUUCACUGGUAUCCCAUUCGCUAAGCCACCUCUAGGACCUCUCAGGUUCCGAAAACCAGUACCCAUUGAACCGUGGCAUGGAGUGCUUGACGCCACCGCCAUGCCAAAUAGUUGUUAUCAAGAAAGAUACGAGUACUUCCCCGGCUUCGAAGGGGAAGAAAUGUGGAACCCAAAUACAAAUAUUUCUGAAGACUGUUUAUAUUUGAAUAUUUGGGUACCUCAACAUCUCCGAGUGCGUCACCAUCAGGAUAAACCUCUAGCUGAGAGGCCGAAAGUGCCAAUACUUGUUUGGAUAUACGGUGGUGGUUACAUGAGUGGGACCGCCACCCUUGACUUGUAUAAAGCGGAUAUAAUGGCUUCUUCCAGUGAUGUUAUUGUGGCUUCCAUGCAAUAUAGGGUUGGUGCGUUUGGAUUUUUGUAUUUGAAUAAAUAUUUCUCACCAGGGAGUGAAGAAGCCCCAGGAAACAUGGGUUUGUGGGAUCAGCAGUUAGCAAUUCGCUGGAUCAAAGAUAACGCGAGAGCUUUUGGAGGAGAUCCUGAACUGAUAACAUUAUUUGGCGAGUCUGCGGGAGGUGGUAGUGUUAGUUUGCACAUGCUCUCACCGGAGAUGAAGGGAUUGUUUAAAAGGGGUAUUCUUCAGUCUGGCACACUGAAUGCUCCUUGGAGUUGGAUGACUGGAGAGAGAGCCCAAGACAUUGGCAAAGUCCUAGUUGAUGAUUGCAGCUGCAAUAGCACCCUAUUACCAGUUGAUCCAAGCUUGGUUAUGGAUUGUAUGCGAGGUGUCGAUGCUAAGACGAUUUCAGUACAACAGUGGAACUCUUAUACUGGUAUACUUGGCUUUCCAUCGGCCCCAACAGUCGACGGUGUCUUUCUACCAAAAGAUCCUGAUACCAUGAUGAAAGAAGGAAGUUUUCAUAAUAGCGAGGUUCUUCUUGGGAGUAAUCAAGAUGAAGGGACCUAUUUCUUGUUAUACGAUUUCCUUGACUACUUCGAAAAGGACGGCCCCAGCUUUCUGCAACGGGAAAAGUUUUUGGAGAUCGUUGAUACAAUUUUCAAGGAUUUCUCACAGAUCAAGAGGGAGGCGAUUGUGUUUCAAUAUACGGACUGGGAAGAAAUAACAGAUGGGUACCUCAAUCAAAAGAUGAUUGCCGAUGUGGUCGGAGAUUACUUCUUCGUGUGUCCUACCAACUACUUUGCUGAAAUACUGGCAGAGUCUGGUGUUGACGUCUACUAUUAUUACUUCACACAUCGAACCAGUACGAGUUUAUGGGGUGAGUGGAUGGGGGUGAUGCACGGAGACGAGAUGGAGUAUGUGUUUGGUCACCCACUGAACAUGUCCCUGCAGUACCACACCAGGGAGCGAGACCUGGCCGCUCAUAUUAUGCAGUCAUUCACGAGAUUUGCGCUAACCGGAAAACCUCACAAGCCAGAUGAAAAGUGGCCCCUGUACUCCAAAGCGUCGCCUCACUACUACACGUAUACUGCCGACGGGCCCAGCGGCCCCGCCGGGCCCCGAGGGCCGCGAGCCUCCGCCUGUGCAUUCUGGAAUGACUUCCUCAAUAAGCUCAAUGAACUGGAGCAUGUGCCAUGUGACGGAGCAGUGACAGGGCCCUACAGCAGCGUAGCUGGUACAAUGCUACCCAUAGCGUUGCUCACUACCCUUGCUACCACCGUCACUCUGUAAAUACAAAAAAAGUAUUAAUGUUUCUCCAUAAAGACUAUGAAUGUAGGUAGAUGUGCUUCUAGACCUUCAGUGAAUGUAGGCAAAGAGACAAUAGAACAUUCUCGAUUGCUUUCAUGUUCUGUUAAUGUAGAAACCGUGAGAUAGAAUUUACGAGUGACAAAAAUAUGUCAUUGAAUGUGAAAUUUAGAUAUUUGAUAAUAUAGAAAAUCUUUAUUUUUUAAAAUAUAAGAAAAAAAUGUUAGUUUUUUUAGUAUAAGGAAUAGUUUCUUGUGUUAUUUUAUGUAUAUUUCAACAUCGGAGUGUAAAGAUUAUGCGCAAGGUGAUAUAUGUUCGACGGCGUGCGAAUAGACAAUCGUAAUUACUGAAAUGUACUGAGUAAUCCGUUUAUAUGUAUUUUCAUCUAGUAACUAAUAUAUGCGAGUUAAUUAAACUAUAUGGUGACAUUAAGAUAAUAUAUUUAAGACAAUUGAAAAGGUUACAUAAUGCAUUACGUUAAUUAGUUUCACAAUGUUCCUGUAACUAGUAAAAUCAAAUGUUUGAUGUAUCAAAAUUAGUCAACUUGUGUCAUGUGUUUCAUGUUAUGAUAGGAAAUUUAAUAAUCUUUAGACAACAUCCCUUAGAGCUGUGUGUGUACUACUAAUAAUUCUACUGAAAUUAGAAAUUGUAUGUCAGCUUUGAUUGUUAAAGCAAUGCUUUCACACACAAAAUGGGAUACAACUUACAUAUCAACGUGUGCCUCUGCUUGAAUAGCAAAUGAUACAUAUCUUUAUCGUAGAAAAUUUUAGAGUUUUAUAUUGGUAAAGCGUAUAUUGUCGAGCGUAUACUGUGAGACUAAUUUUUAUCAAUAUAUUUAUGUAUAUUUACUACUCUUAGGAAACUAAUAAUUCGUACCACUUGAUGAUCUUAUGAACUCCAAAUUCUUAUGACUUCGAACGGAUAAAUAGUAUAUUUUGUAAAUAAUCCCUUCUUAAGAAUAGGUCGCAAUCAAACACAAAUGCAUGAUUAUCACCUAAAUUGAUAAGGAGCAUAUAUAACCGGAAUAAUGUUCAUACUGUUAGUGCAGGAAUUAUUUAUUCACUGCCGCAUUAAUUUUUCACGGCUGAACCCACAAAAAUCCCAUCGAUUGUAUAUUUAAAAAAAAAAUAUGAAUACAUUCAUACUUGUUUUAACAUCACUACUAAAUUUGUAGCUUAAAAUGCUUUAAGUGAAAACGUCUUAUGAAUUUAAUAAAAGGGUAUAGCCGGAUAAGUAUGACGAUCUGGCCUCCAAAUGAGAACCUUUAUCGAAACUUAUGUUCUAAUAUCGCCUUGAUGUACAAACACAAUUUAUGUACUUUUCGCGGCCAGCUUUCGCUUUGACCUUGAGAUAUGGGAAAAAAUAAUCGCACGCAUGACUUUUAUUCAAAGUCAUAUAUCUCAAAAAUUAAUUACGCUAGAGAGAUGAGACCAACGCGAGUUUUUAGAUUACAUUGCAGAGUAUAUCAUAUAUUAUUUUCAAAUUUUUAGAGUAUAUUUAUAUAUAAAAAAAAUUAAAAAAUAAGUAAAUCAUAAUUUUUUUUUCAUGUUCUCUGAGACUUACAAUCACGAAAAUAAUAUAUGUUAUGCUCCUUUACGUGCUCUAUUACUCAUAAAAAAUUGGUAAAAAAAAAGUUGGUGCAACACUUUGAAAAAAAAAAUAAUAUGAUUAGCGCCUUCUACUAUACCCUUGUUCUAUAAGGCCUACAUUACAUUUUAUUCAUUUUUUCGAAGUGUUGCACCAACUUGAUUUUAUUCACAGGCUCGUAUCAAUUUUCACAGGCUUUAUCUUACUUGGCCGAAAUAA
Amyelois transitella is the source of this 4032-nucleotide messenger RNA. It is a transcript of the gene ace2, whose product is annotated as acetylcholinesterase. The coding region runs from base 271 to 2211 and encodes 646 amino acids. Gene Ontology annotation, cellular component: plasma membrane. Gene Ontology annotation, molecular function: acetylcholinesterase activity. Lineage: Eukaryota; Metazoa; Arthropoda; Insecta; Lepidoptera; Pyralidae. The record is from RefSeq and is a predicted model, not a curated record. Gene Ontology annotation, biological process: acetylcholine catabolic process in synaptic cleft; choline metabolic process. The transcript is spliced from 7 exons.